Larimichthys crocea (large yellow croaker) is the source of this 2727-nucleotide messenger RNA. RefSeq names its product RAB5B, member RAS oncogene family (gene rab5b). The transcript is spliced from 6 exons. Bases 280 to 930 code for a protein of 216 amino acids. Lineage: Eukaryota; Metazoa; Chordata; Actinopteri; Sciaenidae. The record is from RefSeq and is a predicted model, not a curated record. Gene Ontology annotation, molecular function: GTPase activity; GTP binding.
GCACUGAAGGAAGAACGUGACAAUGCGGCACUCAGUGCGCAUGCGCCGGACUACAGGAAGCGUUAACAUUUUCUUUAACCAGCUGAUAGCCAAAUUGUCAACAGUUAAGCUGCGAUCCCUGCGCCGCUGAGACCACAGUACACACGACAAAUCGAGGAGUGACGAGAGGUCAAGACACCACCGGAGAGACCUGACUACACUCCUGUUUGGAAGGCAGUGCAAGUGCUCCGCUCCAGGGAGGAGGCCCAGCCCCCCUGCCGUCUCCUACACAGGGCCGGUAUGAGCUCCAGAGGGAGUGGAGGCCGCACCAACGGCACACUACCACAGACCAAGAUCUGCCAGUUCAAGUUGGUGCUGCUGGGCGACAUGGCUGUGGGCAAAUCCAGCCUGGUGCUGCGUUUUGUCAAGGGACAGUUUGAUGAGUUCCAGGAGACGACCAUAGGAGCUGCUUUCCUGGCUCAGUCCGUGUGUCUAGAUGACACCACGGUGAAGUUUGAGAUCUGGGACACUGCAGGACAGGAGCGAUACCACAGCCUGGCUCCCAUGUACUACCGUGGUGCUCAGGCUGCUAUCGUUGUCUUUGACAUCACCAAGCCGGAGACCUUUGAGAGAGCUAAGGCCUGGGUGAAGGAGCUGCAGAGGCAGGCCAGUCCUAACAUUGUUAUUGCCCUGGCCGGAAACAAAGCUGACCUGGCAGAGAGGAGACUAGUAGAGUAUGAGGAGGCCCAGACGUAUGCUGAAGACACUGGCCUGCUUUUUAUGGAGACCUCUGCCAAGACAGCCAUGAACGUAAAUGAGCUCUUCCUGGCCAUUGCAAAAAAGAUGCCAAAAACAGAUACCCAAAACCCUACACAUGCAGCGCGACAUCGGGGCGUCAACCUCCAGGACCCAGACGCCCACUCUACCAGAGCAUGCUGUGGUGGGAACUAGACCUCUCCAACAGCAGUAUUCCACCAUCCACACCACCACAGCCCUUCAACCAUCCUGUCUCCUUCAAGCAACUUACAGGGGUGAGCCUGGUGCGGGGGAUACCCGGUAUCCGCUCACUCCCUUCCCCUCCGUUCAUCUUCCUGUCCAAGUAGACAGAAAAUCAGAGACAGAAAAUCUAAGGAGAGAAUCAGAGGAAAGGAAGAGCAAGCAGAGAUGGAGGAGAAAGACACAUCUGUGUCUUCUUGACCACCAACUGAGAUUCUGCAUUUUUGAAACUACAAGAGGAAGUGAAGACUGAGCAGAGGAAAAUAAAGAAUGUGGAAGACAGUGGCAAGUCUGUUGUAGUAUUUAGCACUAAUAGUGAAUUUUCUUUCAUUUUCAUUCUACCCUGCAUCAUUUCAGUCACAGCCCCGUUCGUGUAAAAAUGCACAAAAUGAGCAGCAUGCCGGCGAGUGGCAAGACGUAUAGGAAGAAGCCAAAUAAUUGGGUUUCUUCUUCUCCUCUGUCAGAGCCCGCACGAGCUCUGUUUGCCUCCUUCUAGUCCUGAAUCAAUCAAAUCAUGCUGUGAAUAAUGACAUAUAUUACCAUUGGAAUGAUUCCAUAAUUCAUAAUCCCUUUGUGUCCUGCCUGACCUCUCGUGGCGUCACUGGCACAGUCGAGACCCGCAUCACAUCAGAUCAGACCCACGGCAUAGUUUGCCCAGCAUAAGUCAAUUUGUACGUAUUUAUUGUCUGGUGUUUUGACUCCUCUUGAAUCCCACUCACACUACUCCUCUCCUGUUGUCCAGAACUUAAACUUCUACAAAGCUCUGAUUUAAUGAGGCUGAUGAUUUGACAUUUUGUUUUUGCGACACAUUUGGUCCAACAGACUUGCUUGUGUAAUGACAGGUUGCUGAAGUGCAGUGUUGGAUUUUAAUGCCUUGUUGAUUGCCCUUAAGGAAAAAAUGUUUAGCACCACAGGCUGUAGCUCUUAACAGCAACAAUAUAGACUUGAUAUGAUUGUAUGGAGUCACGUGACUUUAAUAUAGCUAUGUACAAGCAGGAAACCGUUAGCUCUAACUAAUUACAUGGCUGUAGCAGAGAACAUCUUAAACCCAAAAAAGGUAGUACUGCAUCAAAUACAUGAUUUACCAAGUCGCUGUUUGAAUGAACAGCUUCAACUCAUUUUUUAAUGUUCACAGUGAGUUCUGGGUAAAACCAGGAAACGAUGCCAAGAUGAAAUGCUAAAUAUUGCUCUAUGAUAUAUCGGAGGCUGAUUUGUAAUAAACCUGUACCACGCGCCGUAGGAGAAUAUGCCCAUGUUGUGUUUAUGUGUCCCUCAUCCUAAGGCUUAAAGUUGUUGCUGAACAUGAAAUCAUAGUGAUUCUUAAUGGUUUUACUCACUCAUAGAACUCCAUAUGAUGCUCUUAAAACAGAGUUGUGUGCUUGGUUGCUGUCCAAAGCUUGGCUGAAGAAACCAAGUAAGAAAUUGAUAAAAACACACAUACAAAAAAAACAAAAAAAAAAACAAACAGAAGUGCCUAUUCCCAGUUUUCUUUCUGUGACUCAUGUUCGGGGCUUUCUCUAAGUGUGUGCUUCGCUUUCCCUCACAUAGGCUUGUACGAUAAAACAAUAACUCGGCACUCAUUAGGCUAUACUGUAUCGGCUCUUUGUAUGGAUGUAAAGAGAUCUUGUUGAAUUCACUGUAUGUCAUAUUGUCUUAAUUUUAAUGAAGGUGUAUGUUGAUUUUAGCACAUUUGUGAAACUGGAAUGGAUUGUUUAGACUCUUAAUGUUAUAAAUCUGUUCGAUUUAAACAAA